Messenger RNA from Pygoscelis adeliae (Adelie penguin), 435 nucleotides. RefSeq names its product Gse1 coiled-coil protein (gene GSE1). NCBI's taxonomy places the organism in Eukaryota, Metazoa, Chordata, Aves, Sphenisciformes, Spheniscidae. The record is from RefSeq and is a predicted model, not a curated record. The transcript has a single exon. The annotation marks the transcript as partial.
AAGGAGAAGGAGAAGGAGAAGGAGAAGGAGAAGGAGAAGGAGAAGGAGAAGGAGAAGGAGAAGGAGAAGGAGAAGGAGAAGGAGAAGGAGAAGGAGAAGAAGAAGGAGAAGGAGAAGGAGAAGGAGAAGAAGAAGGAGAAGGAGAAGGAGAAGGAGAAGGAGAAGGAGAAGGAGAAGGAGAAGGAGAAGGAGAAGGAGAAGGAGAAGGAGAAGGAGAAGGAGAAGGAGAAGGAGAAGGAGAAGGAGAAGGAGAAGGAGAAGGAGAAGGAGAAGGAGAAGGAGAAGGAGAAGGAGAAGGAGAAGGAGAAGGAGAAGGAGAAGGAGAAGGAGAAGGAGAAGGAGAAGGAGAAGGAGAAGGAGAAGGAGAAGGAGAAGGAGAAGGAGAAGGAGAAGGAGAAGGAGAAGGAGAAGGAGAAGGAGAAGGAGAAGGAGAAG